Dendronephthya gigantea is the source of this 675-nucleotide messenger RNA. Its product is annotated as cysteine-rich with EGF-like domain protein 2-B. Gene Ontology annotation, molecular function: calcium ion binding. The transcript is spliced from 9 exons. Lineage: Eukaryota; Metazoa; Cnidaria; Anthozoa; Malacalcyonacea; Nephtheidae. The record is from RefSeq and is a predicted model, not a curated record. Bases 70 to 675 code for a protein of 201 amino acids.
GCUGCCAUAUCCAGAAAGUGGAAAGUGAAUAAAAGAAAAACGACCAUAUAUCGACAAAAGACGAUUUAAAUGAUGCUUGUAACAGCUACCUUGAUCUUGCUUUUGCUUGAUAUUGGAAACGUUCUUGCAAACCAAUGUUUUCCAAGAAGUUACAUAAUCAUAAAAGGAGGUCCAUCAUUGCCCGCUGAUGAGAUAAUAUCAAAACACAAUAUUACAUCUUUACAUGUCAUGUUAGGAUGUCACAAUCUAUGCAAAGACGAAGAAAAAUGUGUUGGAUUCAACUACAGAACAACAAAAAAUGUUGAAAAUUGCCAACUGACAAACGUUACUAAAGAGAGAGAAAAAGCAAAAACAGGAGAUUGGGUAUUGAUGCUUGAUAUUGAAGCGACAAAGAACGAGAAACGAAAAAGAGAAAAUGUCAACGAAAGUGCAGACACUUGUCUCCCUGGUUAUGCAAAAGUUGGAAAGAAUUGUACAGACAUUGACGAAUGUUUUAAUGUAUCUGCCAAAGUAUGUCACACAAAUGCAUAUUGUAUUUAUACGAAUGGUUCAUACAACUGCACGUGUCUCUCUGGAUAUUCAGGAAAUGGAAAGAACUGCACAGACAUUGACGAAUGUUCGAAUUUAUCCGCCAAAACGUUGACGAAUGCUCAAAUGUAUCUGCCAAAAAAUUGA